Messenger RNA from Psammomys obesus (fat sand rat), 303 nucleotides. RefSeq lists its product as uncharacterized. Lineage: Eukaryota; Metazoa; Chordata; Mammalia; Rodentia; Muridae. The record is from RefSeq and is a predicted model, not a curated record.
CGAGCAUCGUCCCCCUCCUCCCAGGAAGGCCCUGUCAGCCGCAGGGCGGAGUCCGCCCUGAGGAGAGGGGCGGAGCCGCCUCAGGCGUCGGGCAGGAGGCCGUUGAGGACCAGGUGGGCCACCCGCAGCCUUCUGCCCGCCGCCCUCUCCCCGGUUGGCCUUCUGGGUAUGAGCAGGGUUUUCCGGAACGCGGGUUUCUACACCAGCGUCACCUUUUACUGGGCGAUGGAGGCGCAGAGAGCUUUGGAAGGCGUGCGACUCCAAGUGCUUUUCACUCAUCUUCUGGCUCCAGGUUUCUGCAUG